Messenger RNA from Solanum pennellii, 1749 nucleotides. RefSeq names its product beta-glucosidase 11. The record is from RefSeq and is a predicted model, not a curated record. The transcript is spliced from 13 exons. Bases 1 to 1602 code for a protein of 533 amino acids. Gene Ontology annotation, biological process: carbohydrate metabolic process. Lineage: Eukaryota; Viridiplantae; Streptophyta; Magnoliopsida; Solanales; Solanaceae. Gene Ontology annotation, molecular function: beta-glucosidase activity.
AUGUUAUAUAACAAACUUACGGAAGCUACAAGAGUACUUAAUAAUUGCCAAUUAAAAAACAGAGCCGGCUGCCGGCACACAAGAAGGAUGAUAAUUCCGGCGAACCACCAGCUCCGACGUAUAUUCACGGCGGUGAUCCUUGUUUUUCCUGUUCUAGUUUUCGGCCUCCGGAGAACAGACUUCCCUGAUACUUUCGUAUUUGGUUCCGGUUCUUCUGCUUAUCAAGUUGAAGGUGCAGCAUCUGAAGAUGGAAGAACUCCAAGCAUUUGGGAUACUUUUGCUGAUGCUGGUGGAUAUGGAGGCGCUACUGCAGAUGUAUCCUGUGACGCGUAUCAUAAAUACAAGGAAGAUGUAAAACUCAUGGCUGAUACAGGUUUGGAAGGGUAUAGAUUUUCCAUUUCGUGGUCGAGACUUAUUCCUAAUGGAAGAGGUCCUGUUAAUCCCAAGGGAUUGCAGUAUUACAACAAUCUCAUUGAUGAGAUCGUCCGUCAUGGAAUUCAACCACAUGUUACUCUAUGUCAUAGUGAUCUGCCACAAGUACUUGAAGACGAGUAUGGAGGAUGGAUGAGUCGAAAGAUAAUCGAUGACUUCACUGCCUAUGCGGAUGUGUGCUUCAAGGAAUUCGGUGAUAGAGUUUUGCAUUGGACCACCUUGAAUGAGGUUAAUGUAUUCACACUAGGCGGUUAUGAUAAUGGAAUGAGCCCUCCAAAUCAUUGUUCCCCGCCCUUCGGAAUGAGACCCUGCCCUAUUGGUAACUCAUCAACCGAGCCUUACAUAGCUGGUCAUAAUUUACUGCUCGCGCAUUCAGCUGUGGUGAGACUCUACAGGAGAAAAUACAAGUCAACUCAACAUGGUUUUGUUGGAUUAAAUCUCUUUGCGUUUUGGUCUCUUCCUUAUACAAAUAAAACAGCUGAUGUAAUAGCAGCACAACGAGCUAAUGAUUUUUACCUCGGCUGGUUUGUGAAUCCGUUGGUAUUUGGAGACUAUCCCGAUAUAAUGAAGAAGAAUGCUGGUUCUAGAUUGCCCAAAUUCACGAAACAAGAAUCUAAGCAAGUUAAAGGUGCUGUAGAUUUCAUAGCCCUGAAUCAUUAUAUGACACUACGCGUUAAAGACAGCUCCAACAGCCUGGAAAAUGAUAUCAGAGACUUCACUGCCGAUUCAGCAUUUGAAUUUAUAUUGAAAAAUGGCGGUACACUUCCAGGCCAGUAUUCAGCGACAGAACCAGGUCUGCAAGGAGUACUAGAAUAUUUCAAACAAGCUUAUGGAAAUCCACCUAUGUAUAUUCAUGAAAAUGGUCAAAUGACACCACGAAAUGCAACGUUAAAUGACAUAACUCGGAUAGAAUAUCUGCAAGCUUAUAUUGGAAAUUUGCUUGAUGCUGUGAGGAAUGGAUCAAAUGUGAAAGGCUACUUCACAUGGUCAUUUUUAGACUGUUUUGAGUUAUUCAACGCAUAUGAAUCCGCGUUUGGCUUAUACUAUGUGGAUUUGAAUGACAAAGAGUUAACAAGAUAUCCAAAGGUUUCUGCACAUUGGUACUCUAAUUUCUUGAAGGGAAAAAGCUACAAACAUAGAGAUAAAUUACUACUUCAUUCUUCUCAAUGAGUAUCUUUUUUCUUCCUCAAAGUUUGUGUUUACAAUCCCAGUUGGGGAUCUCAAAAAUUUCUCUAUUGCAAACUUUUGCAAAUAAGAUUAAUCCCGUAUCCUUGUACAAGGAUACGUAGACACUAUAUUUUUAUUUUUCAAAUUUUA